AUGGCGUGCGCACAGCUGUCCGGGCCUCUCGUGUGCGGCGGACCCCUUUUGUUGUUGGAUAAUGGAGGAAGCACCAUAAACAGCAAUGGGAAGUGGCCCGGGGGGGAUAUGGCAGGCGGAGGAUGGCUCGUUGUGCUUGACAAAAGAGCGCGCAGAGGAGGAGGAGGUGUAGAGGACAGUGGCUGUGUCAAAGCUGCUCUUAAUUAUAUCCAUAAUCACCCAUCCGUCGACCGGCCGACUACACAGGACCCCCGGGGGCGCCACAUUAUCCACAACCUGUACGGGAGUAGCACAACAUAUCACCUGCAAGCCUCACAGGCCACGUAG
Molecule: messenger RNA, 327 nt
Organism: Knipowitschia caucasica
Lineage: Eukaryota; Metazoa; Chordata; Actinopteri; Gobiiformes; Gobiidae
Source: the annotation of a GenBank genome assembly